AACCAUUACAUUCUUAUCAAUAUUAUAGUGAGACAUUAUAGCGUGAAAAGUUUAGUUAUGGUGGAAAGUUUCUCGAUGUUUUUAAUAAGGAAUUAUGACGAAGCGUCAAAUUGACUGCCCGAUUGUAACAAUAUAUGAACAUACAAAUCAUUGGCCAGCAAGUUUACAGUUCUCUCUGGCCGAAGACUCGAAAGACCUGCCUAGAACAUCCGCGUUGAAGAAGUCGAGGAAAGAGGAAGUGCGUCAAUGGCGACCGGAAGUCUCGUUCGACCAGGUCGAACGUAAUCUUUCAACAUGGAAUAAUCAGCGAUUGAAGCAUAUUACGUUUAGUCAGUUUUACGAAGAAAAUUGGAAAAGGAAAAUUUUUCUCCAAAGAAGUGACCAGCAAUUUUCAUUCAACGCCUGCUGCUAAGCCGCAAGAAUCAUGAGAGUAGCAGUAAUUCGUUCGUUUUUAGUCAUCGUUGCUCUCCAUUUGGCCGAAUGUGUCUUUCUUGUGGAUUUUAUGCGUAGCAUAAUUCAAACGGGGAGGGACAAGGUGGAUGAAACUGAAAUAUCAUAUCCCCACAUAUACAAUGCACGAAGGCAGCCGAUUAUUUCCGAUAACGUCCCGUUUCCUUGCGACGUGCAUUCUGGCAGAUCGUUAUUAGUGCCGGACAGUGUUCAUCGUUUGAGACCAGGCGACAUCGAUGUAAUCGGUGGUCUCGGUGAUUCCUUGGUUGCUGGGAGUGGUGCGCUGGAGGAAUUCGCUGUGGGAACUUUCAUCGAGGCACGCGGAGUCAGCUGGUGCGUUGGGGGUCAGGCUAACUGGAGACGGUUCUUCACUCUUCCCAAUAUUUUGAAGGUGUUUAAUCCGAGGUUAACCGGGUACGCCACGGGGACAGGUGAAUUUAUCUCGAGCGCAGCGAGAUUGAACGUCGCCUUCCCAGUCGCUGCUACCGAGGACGCGUUGCAGCAAGCGAGAAUCUUGGUCCGGAGGAUUAAGAGUGACCCGAAAAUAGAUACGAAGAAGCAAUGGAAGCUCGUCACGAUUCUGUUCGGAGCUAAUGACAUCUGUUCAGCGCAAUGUUAUAAUCCGCAACAGUUCUCGCCGAUGCGUUAUGCCUUGCAUCUGAGGAAGACGCUCGAUUUUUUAAAGAUCGCCUUGCCACGUACCCUGGUCAAUCUGGUUCCAGCUAUAGAUGUCACAGUCUCGGUGAGAGUGACGCGAAGUGCCAUGUGCAAUAUAUUGCAUCCUCUUUAUUGCGCUUGCAUGCACAAGGGUAGUCGACCGGAAAUCGACGCGUCGAAAAUGUCGCAGCUCUAUCAACAAGCUGCCGAAGCACUGAUACACUCGGGAAGAUACGACGAUUCUCCAGACUUCACGGUGGUUUUGCAACCGUUUGUUAAAUUAUUCAAUGCACCUAAUGCAGAUCCUACUCGUGCACCGCCGAUCGAUCCUAGUCUCGUUACGUAUGACUGUUUCCACUUUAGUCAGAAAGGACAUGCGCUUGGCGCCAAUCUUUUGUGGAACAAUAUGUUGGAACCGGUCGGAAAUAAGACGGAGGUGGGUCUGCCGAGAAUACUGCAGAGAGUGCUCUGUCCUACAGAGAACACUCCUUACAUCUUCACGAACGUUAAUUCGCGGCUUUUCCGAGCGACUGGCAGACAGGAUGGGAUAUUACCUACAUAGCGUAAGGAUUGCAAGAACGAUAAAAAAUCUAUGAGAUUCCCGUGACUAAUAGAAAUACCAAUAAAAUAUAUACCUACACUAAAGUAAAGAUCCUUGAAUAGCCUUUUGACAAAAUUAAAAGAACACAAUAUCUAUUUGUGA
This is a messenger RNA of Harpegnathos saltator (Jerdon's jumping ant), 1810 nucleotides long. RefSeq names its product phospholipase B1, membrane-associated. The coding region runs from base 425 to 1669 and encodes 414 amino acids. Gene Ontology annotation, biological process: phospholipid metabolic process. The record is from RefSeq and is a predicted model, not a curated record. NCBI's taxonomy places the organism in Eukaryota, Metazoa, Arthropoda, Insecta, Hymenoptera, Formicidae. The transcript has 9 exons. Gene Ontology annotation, molecular function: glycerophospholipase activity.